CGCUGCCGCGCCUUAACCAAUGAUGGAAGCCUGAGGAGAUCGCGUUGGCGGCAGUGCCCGGAAGAAGGGUUGGCCUCGGUUGCUAUGGCAACGGCUGCCCGCGAAGGCGCCAUGUACCUGCUUUUGGGCGGUUCGGGCGCCGGGAAAACGCUACUGGUUAAGCGGCUGCAGAAGCUUUCCUCUAAGGAUGGCGCCAAGGAGCUUGGGGAGCCACCAGCCACACUGCCCACGGUGGGCACAAAUCUUACAGACCUCUCACUAGGAAAGAAGAUUACAGUGCGGGAAUUGGGAGGAUGCAUGGGCCCCAUCUGGUCCAGUUACUACAGUGACUGCUGCUCUGUCCUGUACAUGAUUGACGCUGCCAGGCCUACCCAGAUUUCUUCAUCCUGUGUACAACUUCUGUCACUCCUUUCUGCUGAAAAGCUAGCAUCAGUUCCUGUUCUCAUCAUUUUCAACAAGAUAAUUUGUUCAGAAGAGGUUUGUCAUUGUCUUUUUCUGGGGCUGAGAGACUGUGAUGUGCCCAAGGUCAUCCGGAAAUACAGCUGCAGUAUCUUCUGCAGAAACCACCAUAAAAAAUGGAGCAGAUUCAUGUAAAUAUCUAAAACAGCCACUAGGUGAUGUUCAGAAAACUUUCUGUUGCCAAGUUUUUCAGGAACCCAACAUUGAGCUUAAAGGACCCCAUUUAAGAAGCAGUCUGAUAUACAACCCUUCUGCCAAUCUUCUUUUUGUUCUAAGUUAAUUGCUGUUCAGUCAGCUUUGAUGUAUGACAGACCUAUGUAUGAAAGAACUCCAAGACACCCUGUCAUCAAUAGUCCUGUUCACAUCCUGCAGAUUCAGGGCUUGAUUGAAUCUAUACACUUGUAAUGCAGUCUUCCGCUUUCCCUACUGCCUUGCCAAACAGUUUUCUUUUUUGAAAAAAAAAUGUAAUGCAAACAUGCAUGUCAUACAUUUCCAGUCAGUCUUAAUAUCUUAUUACUCACUUAUGUCACCAAACUGUAAUUUUCCUCUAAAACUUAUCCAUACAUAAACAAGAAAAAAAAUCAACCCCCAUUUAAAUUUAAAAUUAGCUAUAAAAAUUAAAAAGCACUACGUCCAUAGAGACAGUAAUUCUGUCUAUUUAAUUUGUUGUCUAGUUACAGGUAUUUUCCGUCUAUUUCUAUUAUGUUUUAAUCCUCAAAACCCACAGAUAUCUUCAUAUUAUCUUCUUUAGGAAGAUUAUGAAAGGUACAAAUAAUUUUGAAAGUUCUUUGUUCUUUGUAGAUUUUUAAAAUCAUAAUUGACAUCAGUUUCAGUCACUUCCGCUAACUUUAAAAUCCAAACUUGUCUGAAUGACAAAUCUGUUCUUUUUCCACUGCUCAGCAUAAAAUAUUCUUGCAGCUAAAACCGUGGAAUGCAUACUAGGUCAAAUUUUUAAUUUGUUCAUUUGAUAAACUCUCAAAAAAUAACGUUAGAUCUAAAAUUACCUUAAUUUUGUAAAUUUCUUGCAUCAAAGAUCAUAUUUUCUACUUAGAUGUGUUGUCUCAUGAUAUGGCAAAACUAGAAUAGUCUACAUUAUUAUGUUCCUUUCUUAUCCCUCCUAAUUCUUCCUGGCACAGCAUCAGUAAAAAGUAUAACAGGUCCAUUAGCCUUCUUUCUUCAAUAAUCUCUUGGAGGAUAGCAUACAUUCAAACUACAACCACACUCUGAGGACUGGAUACUGUUAAAUGUGUGCGGUCAGUUUUCAGUGGAUAAUAGAAGCCCUGUCUUCAUUCAAACACACACCAUUUCUCUGAAAGUCAAGAACAAUAGCUCAUUGUUCCAUGGUGCCAGGCCAUUUUUCACUAGGACCAUUUAUUAAGGCCUUAUCAGUCAGGAGGUGGGAGAGAAAGAAAUCUUUCUCUCACUACAUUAAAUAACAGGUAACUUUUAACAGUUAUACAAUCCUAAUCAUGCAAAUCUGAAUACAGAAAAUAUGGCAGUAGGAACAACAUGCAGUGACCUUAUGCCAUGUAUCAUGUAUUCUAAAUAUUGACUUUCUUAGGCUUCAUGAAAACUGGUGAGAUGGUUAAUGAAAAGUCAUGUACAGAGUUGAAAUUUUUUCAUUCCCAAACCCAGUCCCACAGCUAGCCUGUUCUAUGUGUGGCAGGAAGAGGCUAAAUCAUCCUCUAUUUGUGAAUUAGUGCUCAGUAGUGAAAAAUACAGUAGAGCCCCAUUUAACCGAGCUCCACUAAUCCGAGCGUCCGUAUUAUCCGAGGCACUUCCGAGUUCAAGAGAAGGAGGGAGAGGGAGGAGGAAGCGCCCUGCGAUCGCUGCUCAUGAGGCACUUGCCAAAGGGCGAGGCUUGCUGAGAAACGUCCUGUGGAGAGCCCACAUUUCCCCAAGCAAGCACCUUAACCAGAGGGAAAAGAAAACUCUUCCCUUUGGUAAAAGCGCUUGCCUGGGAAAACGUGGAGGCAUUGCUCCGCAUUGCCCCAGUCUCAGCCCUUUACCAAAGGGAAGAGAAAACUCUUCCUUCCGGUAAAGGCGCUUGCCUGGGCAAACGUGGAGGCGUUGCUCCGCAUUUCCCCAAUCUCAGCCCUUUACCAAAGGGAAGAGAAAACUCUUCCCUCUGAUGAAGACGAUAACCUGGUAAAACGCGGAGGCAUUGCUCCACAUUUCCCCAGUCUCAGCCCUUUACUGAAGAGAAGAGUUUUCUCCCUUUGGUAAAGGCCUGACUGAGACUUUGGGGAAACGAGGAGCGUGUUGCUAAACAGCAACGCGCCCCGGGUUUCGCUAGGCCGGGCCUCCCUAUUAUCCAAGAGAUCCGGCUAUCCGAGACGCGGCCCAUUCAUUUAACUCGAAUAACCGGAACUCUACUGUAGUUCUGUCCACAACUGUGAGAUACAAUGCAAGAGCAUCCAUGUAAUGGACUUGACUAAUUUCUUCACAAGAACUUUCUAAACUAAAUCAACAUUCACCGCAGUUUAGUCAUGACACAUCAUACUGCCAACCAAGGAGGAAAUUAAAAGUAAUACUGUUGAGGAAGGUUUUUUAAAAAAAGAGUAGUUUAAUUACACUAAAUCAUGAUUUUCCUGACAGUAGUUUAAGUAAGUCUCACAUUAUACUCCCAUGUUUUCAUAAGUCCAGUACAGGAAGCCCAUGGGCCAUUUCCAUCAAUUUCCAUCAAUUCGGUUUUUCUCUUUUAAAAAAAACAACAAAUCCACUUCCAUGUUUUUCAAGCAGUUCUAAGAUCAUUUAUUCCAGUUCGAGGAAAAUGUCCACGUGCCUGUCCAUGAAAGCUGGAAUUGCUCUCAAAUGCUAGAAACUGUUGUUCUCGGACUGAAAGCAGAUAGGAGUCCUCUAGAAUCUAAAAACAAAGAUGCCCAAGGGCCAACCAGUGAGGUCAAUGUUUUCAGCAGCAUGGGCCUGUUCCCAGAGCAGUUCCAGCAAGAUUCUUCAUCUCCAUAUAAUCUUUUUAGGUCCAGAAUGAGAAUUCACCCUUUGAGCGAAAAAUGCUAGGAAUAUUUGAGCUGUCGUUUUUAAUCACAAAGGUCUUUGCUGUCUAGAUAAUUGUUCCCAUCACUGUCCUGUGCCAAAAACCUAACUUUUUUCCAAAGCUCUGUUUUAUCGUUUCUUUUGUAUUCCUCAUUCCAGGUAUGUGGAUAAAGCACCCUCCUCCUUCAUUCCCUUCAUUGUCCCUGGAGUGUUCUAAACAGAAUGAGCAAAUCCACUGUCCUGUUACCCUGCUCCAGGGACAGAAUUAAAGAUUUCCAAUUUCUGGUGCAAAAAUGAUGUAAUGAUGCAUAAUCUUCUUAUUGUGAAGUGGUCUCCCCUGCCCAGAUUCCUUUGAACCUGGUGGCCAUGCUUUAAAAUGAAGCUCGGGAGUAACAGGAAUGCUGAAUUAUUCCACUUGUUCUUGCAUCUCACAGCUACCUCUCUUUUGAUGCUGCUUCCAGUCUCAAGAGCCUUGCCAAGAGAAAAAAUACAGAGAUGAUCGUUUGUUAGGAAAGGAGAUGUAUAUCCAGAGUCCAGCAAUCCACUUGCUUGCCCAUAAUGUUUAACUCACUCCACCUAAUUCCAGGUGAAUUUGCCAGCAGUUAUUUCAAUCUGCCAGCAUCAUGUUCAAUUUACUCUCAGUUAUACAGCUUGCAUCAAGAAUAUUUUCUAGCAGGAGAUUUUCAUAAAUAAACUGCUUUCACUUUCUUUUCUAUAUGUCUGUGCAGAGGUCCUCAUGCUUCCACCUGUGAAGCCAGCUGAGAGUUCUGCUUGCCUCUUACCUUCUCUAGAGAGGCAGAACCCUAUUACUCCCUGAACUGCCUUGGGGCAUCUGUAGCUCCUGUUUGUGUUUUAUUCAUUUCAAAAAAGGAGUAAGCACAGAAAUAACGGGUGCUGCAAACAUAAUUGAAAUGCUCCUCAUGGAAGCAGUUAGGCUCAACACAGGUAGAGACACACAGGAUGCAUGGAUUCAGUGCUAGGACUUUUGUCCAGGACCGGGGGACUAUAAGUCUUAUAGAUGUUGUCAAACUCUAGUUCCUAUCAGUACCACCCAGCAUGGCCAAGGGUGAAGACUGGUGAGAGUAGUACUUUAUCAACAGCAGGAGGGCCUAGGUGUCCCGACUGCUAUUUUUGACCAUACAGCAAUGUAUGUAUAUGCUAGACAGCCAUGCACUCUCCACAUCCUCUUCUCUGAGCUGCAGUCAUUUUACGCAACUCUUCCGUGUAGAGCUCUGAAGCACAUACCUUAUCUUCUGCUGCAUGGCUCUCUCAUUUCCCAUAUAUAGUAUGAAGCUUCUCAAUGAGGAACAUCUUAUCUUCUCCUUCCUGGAAUAGAGGUAUUUAAGGUAAGUAAAAGAAAAGUGACAUUCUUGAAAGACCAAAAGGAUGUACCAUAAGUCUGAAACUAAUCUGCUCUGCAAUCACUUGUCUUAUGAGUCAGUGCAAGAGAUUGUGUUUGUUUCUUUUUCUUACUAUGAAAUGAAAGAUUUGGAUCAAGAGAUUCUGAAUAUUGCACAGAUCCAAUAUGAAAGGUGCACUGCACCUGCAGAUCUUUAUGGGUAGACACUUAGCAUGCAUGUCUUUAAUCUGUCAAUGAAAAUUGGGCCACCAACUGCAUCUUUGUUACAGUGUUGUUCCUAUCCAGAGUACUUUUCAUUUUACUACAGCAGUGACUUUUACUGUGACACAGCAUUCACUGACAAAAAAAAACAAUUGAUGGAGUACUGCCAUUUAUUUUUGUUUCAAUAAAACCCAAGGCUAAAGGGCUUGAUGUUCUCUGGUAAGAGACUGGCCCUGCUUUGCACUUGGCACUCACGUUGGCAAUCUGCUCCUUCAGGAGGGUGAUAAUUCUUCGUUGACCCUGCACCACUUGAAUGUUGAGGUAGAUCACAGCUCUGUAAAUCAUAAGGAUAUGGAAUAUGAAGAUUAUGCUGAGAAGCUGAGCAAUACGUAUGCAAAAAAUCCCAAUAUGCGGAAAAAAUUGCUAAAUGAAUCGCCCACAGAAGUAUUGUUUUAGUCCAAAUUCUCCACACAGAGGAAGGCAAUGUUCCCAGGUAUUGGGUACACCUAAAACACUCAUUUGGAUGAGUAUUUUGGCCUCUCAGCCACUGUGAGCUACAUGAAGCCUGUUUACUUAAAUCUGUGUGACUGGACAAGAAGCAACUUGUUUGUGACCACUACAAUUACACAAAUCGGAUUUUUUUUAUAGCAGCCUAAGGUGCCGUUGGGCAGACCUCAAGCUUGCAAUAUUUACUUAGGUCUUCACUAGAACUCAAAGGUCCAUCAGCCUGAACAAGGUUCAAAAUAGUGGACAGGGAAUUGUAAACAAAUGUUUGGUUGGUUUGCAGCACCAGGAACUGGAGUACAUACAGAAAUCACCUCCUGAUUCCCCUAAAACUUUUAGCACUCUUAAUAGAGAACAAGCAGGGCAGGAAAAUUAUUUACUGCUUUUCUACAAACCAUUACUAUCAGUAGAUUGAAAUAUACACUGUGAUUGCCCCUUGGCAUUAACAGGACAGGAGAAAAAUACUUAUGUUCUAUUUACUGGCACUAUUUUCUGUUUCAUUAAGAAAAAAUUGUUUUAGCAAGUUCUAUGAGUCAGCGUCACCAAGGAGGUGCCUCAGCAUCAGCUUUUCAAAAAAGUACCAAUAGCUCGGAGAAUUUGCUUAUGUUGCAUUAGGCUGAGAACGGGGCACAAAAAACUUAUUUAUUAUAUGACAGAAAUAUUCCAUGUGAACAAUGUUACUGCCAAACUACUCUGUAUAUUCUAGACUGUGGUAAGGACAGUGCUUAUAGUUUUUAGGUGUAAACAGACAGUGGAGUCCUUUCAACUUACAGCAAAAUUCCAGAAAUUAAAAACAAAAAGAAGCUAUUUUGGAUCAGAUGCUGAUGGAUCCAGGUAAACCAGGUAAGGUUUGGGCUAGAUUGCUCUAGAUCCACUACCCAUGUCUUCCCAGAAUCAUAGAUGGUCUCAAAAGUUUGGAAGGGUCCACACAUCUCUGAGGGUUUUACUCUGAAAACACAAAAAGAAAAAAGAAAAAAAAGAUGAGCAUGAAAGGACUAAUCAAAAGAGUGUUAUUCUACUUGGCACAUCUAAUGAAAUAUAUAUAUCAACAUACAUACACAACCUUUCUACAUUAAUACACAGGGCAAAGGCUGUAAUUAAUAUACAGUGUGUGCAUGUGUAUAUGUAUCUGUAUGUGCAUAUUUGACUAUGCACAGGACAUGUUUGUGUCUCUCUGUUUGUAUGUAUAUUACUAUAUAGUAAAAAGAAAAGCAAAGAUCCCAAAAAGAUACACGCGUAGGAUAGUUCUUAUUUCAGAUGUAAAGGGAUGACAAAACUAGAAUUACACAAAUGUAAUGGCUGAAGGUUUAACACGCAAUGUCUAGAAUGCAGAUGCAGCAGAUGACAUUUUCCCUGAAGAUCUACUCACGCCCAUAUAGUGUAGGAGAGGAAUAUGGAGGCACCCAGGAAUGAAGGGAAGCACAACAAGGUGAUGAAGAUGGUACUCAUGUGGGAUGCACGCCAGGGCUUACUGGGAGACUGGCAAUUUCUCAUCAAACUGGCCUAGGAAGAAUAUAGUAGGCUAGAAUUAGAUCACCUCUAAAUGAAACUUAACUACACAUUGAGGAAGACUGGACACAACUACACCUUCCUUGGUUGCUCCACAUCUCCCUUACGGGGUAACACACACCUAGACCCUUGCAUAAAAUAAAGCAACUUGGGGCUGAUUCUGGAUGGGAAAAUCACCAGCAUAGAAAGGGAUUUGUCACUGUAUUUCUCUCCAGAACUGCAGUCUCCCAAGGUUGUUUACAUUUUUUUAACACCCCAGGGUUUUUACUACAAAACUUAACAUGUAACUUAGCCCUUCUCAGCACACACAAAGCUGCUUCCUGUUGGCCUAAGAUUUAUAUUGGAUUUGUAUUUCCUUUAUUUGUUUCCAGCAGAUCCAGAGGUCCUGCUCAACAUGGUCGUACUCCACCCCCCUCCAUUUCCAGUUAUUUCUAUAAUCCUUCCUUUUGCUCAGACUGCUUGACUGCAAAUAGAAAAGCCACUACCUUCUUUAUAUAAAACAAGAGCAGCAACUUGAGGAUCUGAACAGCAGGGAGGAGUGGGGCAAAGAAGACACCCAGCCUAGAAAAAGAAAAGUGAGGUGGAUAUUAUUAAAUCAUUUAGCUGUAUUUUCCUCAGCAUCAGAAAGACUGACAUGUUCUACUUUGGGAAGGAAGGCAAGGGCAACUGUGCUGGAAACUGAGGACCUUCUCUAUCUACAUUUAUUGCUAUAGGCUUGCUAAGUUAACUAGCAAAUGUCCACUUACUACUGCAUAUCCUAAUUUAUAAGUCUAGAAAUGUUAGUUUAAAAAUUGACCCCAAAAACCUGUUUUGACUUAUUCAUGGGUCAAUGUAAGUACUGUGCCUUCACUCUUAUGGACAUGAAUCUUCCCCUUCUCUGAGCAGCUUGGAACAUACACUUGUUUAUUUUUGAGCUUCCACUGGAUUCCAACCAAAUAUUUUCAGGCCUCUAUCAACUACAUUGUAAAAUAAAACUGAUUUAAAAAAAACUGUCUCAAGAAAACUAAUCUGGGCCAAAUAUUCUGUAGUUGUAUUGAAGUUUAUCAAUGCACCGUUCUAUCUACAGAUUAUCCUGACCUGCUGAAGGUAUUACAGAAGGAGAUACACAUGGAACCUAGUGAUCUGGACAGUUUAGGGGAGCUGGAUGUCAUGGACUGUGUUCCAAAUUAUGCACCAGGAAGUUUAAUAUAAGCAAUCAAAGAGGAAAGAAGAACUGGCUCAAAACAAUCUGAAGUUCUACACAGAUGGCUUCUCUUUUAAUCAAUACACAGACUGUACAUCAACUGUGUUUUUUUCCUGAAAAGCUUGCACCUUCCUGUAAUGGUUUUUAUAUAGUAGAAUUAUCUACUAUAAUGUUCCGACUUAUGGCUCUCUUUGGAAAUAGUUUGAGAAAAGCAACUAAAGUGAAAUGUUUCAUCUUGCCUCCUCACAGGCAUGAAGAAAGGACAUAUUCAUGCUGAUUCCCACAUGCUACUUUUAUCUUUAUUUGUUACCCAGUAUCCUUCAGAGACUGGGCAACAAAUAUCAUUAAAAUGUCCCUCUUUCUUUAGAAUGCCCUGUUAUGAUCUCAGGCAGGGGAAGUGAAGGGCCACUGUUGAAAGAUCUACUUAGAAAAGCUGUAAGAAGAACUAUAGCUUUGUGAUAGUGUAUGAACUGUAAAGCACCCUGGUUUCAACAUCCUUUCCGAGGUGGCCAGAUCAGAGUUCCUUAAAAUUCCAGGCAUUUGAGUAAUAUUGCUCUUUGUAUGGCAAGGGUGGAGAUGCUGUUGGACUUCAGCUCCCACCAGGUAUGGUCUGCCUAGAAAAUGCCUAAGCCUGGUGAGAGCCACAUCAGAAGGACCAUAUGUUUCCUGUCCCUUGUAUAAAUUGAACAGUUCAGUGAUAUUUUUAUAUAUUUUUAAUUCAUAAUGUAUUUUAAUAGUUUUAACUAUUUAUGUGCUGUUUUAUAUUGGUUUAUAUGGGCAUCUAAUUGUUGCCACUGUUGUAAGCCGCCCUGAGUCCCUUCGGGUGAGAAGGGCGGGAUAUAAAUGUGAGAAAUAAAUAAAUAAAUAAAUAUUGCAUUGUUUUGUA
Messenger RNA from Anolis carolinensis (green anole), 9096 nucleotides. It is a transcript of the gene arl16, whose product is annotated as ADP ribosylation factor like GTPase 16. Bases 85 to 594 code for a protein of 169 amino acids. Gene Ontology annotation, molecular function: GTPase activity; GTP binding. The transcript is spliced from 6 exons. The record is from RefSeq and is a predicted model, not a curated record. NCBI's taxonomy places the organism in Eukaryota, Metazoa, Chordata, Lepidosauria, Squamata, Anolidae.